Messenger RNA from Mya arenaria, 5529 nucleotides. Its product is annotated as sodium/hydrogen exchanger 3-like. Gene Ontology annotation, biological process: sodium ion transport; regulation of pH; proton transmembrane transport. The record is from RefSeq and is a predicted model, not a curated record. NCBI's taxonomy places the organism in Eukaryota, Metazoa, Mollusca, Bivalvia, Myida, Myidae. Bases 118 to 3072 code for a protein of 984 amino acids. Gene Ontology annotation, molecular function: sodium:proton antiporter activity. Gene Ontology annotation, cellular component: membrane. The transcript is spliced from 15 exons.
GACACAAAAAUCGCGGAUAAACCAUGCAAAAUCUACUUUUAUCUAUCUAUGUUUAAUUCUAGGAUGGCUAUAACAUUUUGCUGCACACCCGGGUUAUGAAAAUAGCCCCACUUCUGAAUGGAGUGGACAGGAAUUAUGCCGAAAAAACGGCUUUCUUUGUUGGCUCUGGGAUUAUGUACAUGUAUAAUUCUGAGUUUGGGAGUGCAUGUGGAAGCCAGCGGAGGAAGCAAGAAUGAAACAAAGUCUGAACGAUAUCCCCUGGUUGUGUUUGACUUUGCAAGAAUAGAACUACCGUUUGUUAUAUGCGUUUGGAUCCUGAUAGCCUGUCUAUCAAAAAUAGCUUUCCAUCUCAACAGCAAGCUACCCACCGUCGUCCCCGAGAGUUGUCUCCUCAUCGUCCUUGGCCUCGCUGUUGGCUGCAUCCUUCACUUCAGUCAUGUUGCCUCUACCUCGGAAUACGUCCUCGAUGCUAACGUCUUCUUCAUCUAUCUUCUCCCACCAAUCAUCUUUGAUGCGGGCUACUUCAUGCCAAUACGCCCGUUCUUUGAUAACGUUGGCUCCGUGUUGCUCAUGGCUGUCGUUAACACCGCUUUCAACACAGUGGCCAUUGGUGUAUCUCUGUGGGCCGUGUCUCUGUGGGGCUUGGUGGGGCGAACCAUCAGUCUACUACACUGUCUCAUCUUUAGCGCUUUGAUCUCCGCUGUGGAUCCAGUUGCUGUGAUCUCAGUUUUUGAGGAAGUCCAUGUCAACGAGAUGCUUUACAUCAUCGUUUUUGGUGAAAGCUUACUCAAUGAUGGGGUCACUGUGGUGCUGUAUCAUAUGAUGGAAGGUUUUAUCGAGCUCGGGGAAGACAAUAUCAUACCCAUAGACGUUGUAACAGGAUUCGGGUCGUUCCUAAUCAUUGCUCUUGGAGGGUCCAUUAUCGGUAUCCUGUAUGGCCUGUUUGGCGGCUUUAUCACCAAGUAUACGGACCAUGUGAAGGUCAUUGAGCCGUUGUUUGUGUUCGUCCUUGGGUACCUCAUGUAUCUUACCUCAGAAAUGUGCCAUCUCUCAGGAAUUCUCGCUUUAUCAUUUGGUGGCAUUGUUUUACGUCACUACAUGGAACAUAACGUCUCAAAGAAGACUGCUGUUACCAUCAAAUACUUCAUGAAGAUGUUGGCGAACAUCUCAGAGACAAUCAUCUUCAUGUUCCUCGGCCUGUCAACGAUCGUGGACACGCUCGACUGGAACCUCAGUUUCAUCUUCUUCGCCCUCUUCUUCUGUCUUGUGUACAGGAUCAUGGGUGUGGCCGUCCUGGCCUGGUGUCUCAAUCGGCGGCGUCUUAUCAAGCUGGGCUUUAUUGACCAGUUCAUCAUGGCAUACGGCGGGCUGCGUGGGGGGAUUGCGUUUUGUCUCGCUCUCUCACUGGAGGAGGAACUUGUCCCGGAGAAGCCCCUCUUUGUCACAGCAACCAUCAUGAUCGUCUUCUUUACAGUAUUUGUUCAGGGUAUUUCUAUCAAGCCAGUCGUGAACGCGCUCAAGGUGCCGAGACAGCCACAGGAAGAUCCAUCACUGAACGAGAAAAUUCACGAAACUAUGUUGGAUCAUUUGAUGGCGGGAAUCGAGGACCUCACAUCCCACUCCUCACAUAACCUCAUGAGGACCAGGUUCCGACGUUUCAACACUAAAUACCUGCAGCCCAUGUUGUGCAAAGAGCCGGCCAAACCGCAUGCUGCUAAGAUCGUCAAUGUUCACUUUGAGUUGACGGAACAGGACGCCAUUAAAAGAAGCGCAAGCAUCAUUCUUACACCCACGGUUCUCGGGUCAUCGGCAGAUCUUUACGAUGACCAUAAAAGAGCACUGAUUGAGAGUUCAGCUAAACGUAGUGCCGUGAUAUCCAUGGACCGAGAUGAAGAUUCCAUAGCCUUCCAACACGCACUGUAUGCCAGACAACCAAGGAUUGAAUCGAGGAAAUCAAAAUCGGUUCAGUGGUCAUUGCCUCAUAAUCGACACACUCUGGCCGAUUCCCAGGAGAGUGUGGACCGUGUCGUCUACCAUCGUAACCCGCAGAGGCGUGUCAGCAACACCCAGCAGCCCACAUUGACUAACGGAGCCGUACAGAGAAGUACACGCAAACCGAGUCACACGAGUGCUUCAUCAGAGAGUGAGUUUGCCGCAGUGACAAUCAAUUUUUCCGGACAGAAAGAUACCUCGCCCACAACGACAACAACAACGAUGCAUCCCACAGCUCCCUCAGAACUUCCCUUGGCAAAUGUGCCUCCAACCACAAAUGUCCUCCCCUGGCAGGAAAUAUCUGACCCCUCCCCCACCCACCAUCUUGCCCACUCCAUACCCAAUGAUGAGCCGGUUAUAGCACAUGUGCCGUCCUGGGUAAACAAUCUCUCGUAUUCGCAUAUCACAGAAACCGGCUCACCGUACGUGUCUCCACAGACAACCGUCAUUCCAAUACCAGUAAACGAGCAUAAAAACUUGUUUACUCUUUUCCCGGAAUUAAACGGAAAAGGUUCAAGUGAUGAAAACAAUGAUGAUUCACAGAAAGAGAAUGAAAAUCAAGUGACAUGCAGUGAUAAUUUUAAUUUUCCAACCCCUUGGGGGACUGUUUCUGAAGAUAAUCCUAUUGUGUCAUAUAUGCCGAAUGAAAACGGCACGCGGACAGACAAUUAUCUACAUUCCGCUCAUAACGAGCAAGCCCCUGAUCAUCACCAUGUGAUUAUUCCUACCAACGAGUAUUUGCAAAUAGAAUCAUCAAACAGUUCAUGCAAACAUAAUAGUCAUUUGACGGAAGUGGCGUCAGCACCAGAUUUGAAACACUGGAGACCGAUCGCAAAAUCGUCACGAUCCUACCUCUCAGAAAGUGAUCGGAUGCAAUCAGACACAAUGUUAUCAGAAAUGGCAUUUAUAGACAGUGUCAAAGGCCGUAUUCAAGAUUGGUUAAAAGUAGCGACAGACGAUGAAGAUAAUGACGCAGAUGAGGAGGACGAAGAUGGAGAUGACGAACAAGAUGGUCUUGCCGCAGCCGAUGAAAUAGAAAAAGAAUUAGAUAAAGCUAUGAGUAUGGGCAAAAAACAAUAAUGAAAGUUUAGAUUUAGUCAUAUACUAGUCUUUCAUAUUAUAUUUGAUAGCAUUCUUGUUCCACAAUGUAAUUUAUGUGUUUUCAAAGUUAUGAUUCUUUUUCCGUAAGAUCAAAUGAGUUAAAUCUAAUGUCACUUGAAGGGGUUUAUUGAUUUUCAUGGUACGGUAAACAAUGUGUUAUAAACAUCUGUGAUAGCCUUUAUAUACACAGGAGAAUGAAUUUUUGAUCAAUUAAAUUUGUAUUAUGAUAUGCAUUUUGAAGGUUGAAUAUAUGUAUAUAGUUUGCAUUUAUGCAGGAUGUAGUUACUGUAUUAAAUUUUAUUUUAUGAUAUUUAAAACUGCCAUUAAUAUAUAUAAAGAUGAAAAUCUUUUUUGUUCUUAAAGCAUUAAAUAUCAUUAUAUAAGAUAUUGUCAAAAUGCCAGUACCAUUAAUAUUUAAUGAAAGUAUAGUUAAAGCUUAAAUCAUUGCCAUGAUAACUGCCCGAUAUUUCCAAAUAAACGGCCCAAUAUUCCAAAAUAAACGGCCCAAUAUUUCCAAAUAAACGGCCCAAUUUUCAAAUAAACAGUGGACUCAGAAGGUUGGGAUUUCUACUCAUAACAUGUGGAAGAAUCUUAAUAAUUAUGAUUAAAACAGAUUUAUAAUAUGCUUUUUGGUGAUUUGUCGAGAUUUGUCAGUGAAAUAAAAUUGAUAUUUCACUGUUUUAAACAGUGAAAAUAAAAAAUUGAUAUUUUUCACUGUUUUGAAAUUUUAGCCUGCUGUUGAGUGUGGAAAACAAUUUUAACAACAUUUUUUUCGUUAUUACGUUACAUGUGCAAACAAAUUGGCACAUUUUUUCUAAAAAGUGUAAUAACUGAUAUUUUAUUUAAGGAAAAAGUGUUUGUUUCAGUGUAAGAUAGCAAUAUAUUUCACCUCAUGAACACCAGAGUAAAAAUUCCACUCCUGGCUAUGCCAUUCGUGAUUCGUGAAAUAUAUCUCACGGUGCUCACUUGAUGAAAUAUAUUACUUCUUACACUGAAACAAACAAUUAUCCUCUAUUUAUCAUGCAUGCACCAAGUUUAUUAUGAUCUAUUAUAUUCUUCUCUUAUAUAUGAUAUGUAGUUCAUUCAGAAAUAUUGGUUCUGAAUUGUGACACAAGAAGAAUGACAAAAGGAAUCGUACAUAUUCAAGUAGAAUAUACAACGUUUUUCCAGAUUUUGUCAAUCAGGGGCCGUAUUCAAUAUAGUUCUUAUACUUAGACAUGCCUCAAUGAUUCCAUUCCGUCUAUUGGCCAGUUAAUUUUACAGUCGUGAAAAAAUACUCAGAUUCUACUAUUAAAAUAAAUUAUAUCUCUAAACUGUUUCUCUCUCAGAAAAGUGUCCAUUUUUCUCAAGAAUUCAACAUUUUUUCCCAAAUGAAUUGAUAUUCCCCCUUCUAAUUGAAUUCCUUUUUAUCUAGAGUUUAAAUUUACAAAAUCUGCUUUGCAUUUUUAUUGAAGGCAUCUCCGUUCUCGAAUAUCUGCUCUUGUUUCCAGACUAAAUCUGGUCCGGGUAACAGCAAAAUAAAUUAUAUUUGUUUCAUCUUUAGUGUUUUUAGCACAUCGUUACACACCUGGGCUUUACACAAUGUAACAGCAUUUUCCCAGCGUUGAAGAAAAUAAUUUUCAAUAGUAUUUUAAGUAUCUCAAUAUUUUGUGCUCGAAAUAAUGACUUGGUCAUAUUUUCAGUUUAAAAUUAUCUUCAAAUACAGAUACACACCAAUGACAAAUAUUCUAAACAUCUUUCAUGAGAUAAUUUUUUAAUAAAAAAUUAAACCCUAAUAAGUCAUACUACUCAGAAGUGUUAUAAACAGAUAUAAUAAGUCAGACAAGCUGUCCUGCUAAAUGUCUCAGCUCUAGUCUGUAUUUUCACAUAUAAUAUGAAAUUUAAACAGUUCAUAAGUAAAAUAAUGUUUUUGGACAUACCACACUUAUUUUCCUAGUGGAAAGGCACAUGCAGCAAAAUUAUUUUGAAUAAAAAUCGCUAAAUCUAAAGAGGUUAUUGAAGACGGCCCCAGGGUGCUAUCACGGUCAAAUUCGUGACAGCGAGAGCUAUGCAUAAAGUUGUAAUUUAUGCAUUGUAAAUAUUAGUUUGAAUUAGCCCAAUGUGUGAUUCAAGUAUCGUGCCAAUCAAAUUCAUGUUUAACCUCUAGUUGGGGUUCUGGUGAACUUUUGAGCAAGUGUGUAUUUGAUUUAACCUGUAUUAUCUUAAUCAAUUUAAUCAAUUGUUUAUUUAAUGUAAGAUAUGGUUGAUUUAUCAGAAUAUAUAAUUAUAAAGUGUAUUCUUUGAAAUUUCAAAACAAUCCACUAUCAGAAAGUUGACUACAUGUUAUGUUUCAAAUCAUUGUACUAUUAUUAUGAUGUAUUAUUAUAACAUGGCUAAAAUGACCAUUUAUUUUGUAUUUCUAAGAUUUCGACUAGAAACAAUAAAGCGUAUAUAAUU